UAAUAAAACUAAUAACGUUAACAAACAACUGAUAAGAAAAUCUAUGAUCAUACUGUCAAAUCUUCUGUGUUUGUACUGUGUCAUAAUUUUAAUUUAUGUCAAGCAAGCACAAUAAAUAAAAAUCUAGUUUAUACACUAACCUAUUUAUUGUGUGAAAGUUGUGUUAUAUUCAAAAUACAAUGAAUAGAAAUAUCAAAUGACUCAGCUUUUGAUAAAAAAUAACUAUUCUUUUUUCAGGAUGGUGCUAUAACUCGUCUAGCAAUCUCCUUGGAUGAUAAACAUAUAGGCUUUGCCAAUGGACGAGGCGUAGUCACCGUGACAGCUUGCAAGCAAUCACUUAGCGGUGGCCAUUCUACUGUGACAUCUAAGGAGCAUCAAAAUAAUGAAGUCACCGCUAUGUCCUGGAAUGAUAGAAAUAUGCUGUUCACCGGGGAUGAUAUCGGAAGAAUAUCGGUAUUGCAUCUCCAAGGUUUUAUUGCGAAAACAAUGUUCCAGAGUUCAUCACAAGCUAUAAUGAGUUUAGAUUCUCGCAUUUGCCAAAUCGACGUGAAAGAUACAAUGUUACUUGUGUCCACACUAACCAGAUGUUAUAUAUGUGACACUGCACAGGAACAAUACAGGCAGAUAGGUCAGAAACUUCGGGACGGUGAAUACGGUGCCUGUUUCUUUAACACGGAGAAAUCUCUAGACAAUUGUACACAUACAAAUCAUGACAUCACAGAGAUAAAAAAAUAUAAUAUUGUCGAUAACGAUAAAGGCUUUGCUGUCAAUAAGAAAUUAGCAAACACAGACAUAUAUUGCGCUCGGCCGUCAUCUAGACUAUGGGAAGCUGCUAUUGAUGGUACGGUAAAACGGACUCACCAAUUCAAACAUGCUCUAGCAAAGAGUUCUAUGACGAUACUAUCUGCAGAAUCUUAUGACAAUGAAAAUAUUUGCUUGGAAACUCCGACGGUUAACGGUGACGGUCAAUCUAUAAACUUUCCAAGAAUAUACAAUUUAAAUGGUACAAUAUUUUCGUUUAAAAAAGAAGCUCUUUAUUUUCUGAAUCAUGAUAACGUCGAUGAUACUACAUGGUACUCCUUCAAAGAUAUUGUGGAUUGUAAAAUAUAUCAUGAUUUAAUAUAUGUUUGGUUAAAGAAUGGUAGCAUCGUUAAUUUGAAAUAUAUGAAGAUGGAAAAAUUUCUCAUUAAAUGUUAUGUUGACGCAAAGUUUAGACUUUGUGCUGAAAUGUGUGCCUUGUUCCGAGACCUCUUACUUUCCAAAUGCUUGUCUAGUAAAAUGCAUAUUUUAGCUGGUUUAAGAGAUAAAUUACAAAAUAAGGUUUUAUUGGAUAAUAUAGAAGAUGUGCUAAAUAAGUUUGAUAGUUUGAAAUCAAACGAUGCUACCCAAAUGAAAUCUGGAAUAUUUGUCGUGGAUAAUACUUAUCAUACAUCUUGUUUGUUGGAAGAGGAAUGUAAUACUCAAGAUCAAAAACUGAACGAUGAUAGUAUGUUCACUACAUUAUCUCCUGAAGCAAUACAAGCAUUUAAAGAUCUCAGUGUGUCAGUAUCUGAUAAAUUAAGUACAAGUAAGAAGAUCAUUAAAGAGAAAUGGGAAGAUUUCGAAGGAAAAAUGAAGAAUCUAGCAGUGGAAAAGCCACAAAUUCAGGAAACGGCUCUUCCUAAAAGAAUAAUACCACCUGAUAAUGUUGAAUAUAAACCAGAGACAUUUGAUAACGAUAUAGUGUACAAAGAAUCUAGUCAGAAGGCCAUAGAAAUAGACAAUAAUAGUUUAGAUAAAGACAAAGUGUGUAAAUUCCUGUAUCAAUACUUUAGAUUAAGUUUAGUCGGUAAGGAAUCAGAACGAUCGAAUUUAGUUUCCAUUAUAGAAAGCAACGCCUGUGAUAUCAGAAAGAUCUACGAACUUAUGUUACAAUUAGAGCAAUAUUGUUUAUCGGUGGGAGCUAUAGAAGAAUCAAAGCAUGCUCCUAAUAAUAUAUUUCUAACUUAUUUAAGCUGUUGCAGUAGUAAGAACGAACUCUUAGAUCGUAUAGUGCGCGAUGAAGACUUGUACAAAUAUUUUGUCGACUCCUGUAUAUCUGUGAACGUUAAAAGCCAUAAACUCGCGAAUUUAGGUUGCGAAUGUGGUUACCCUUUACCUUACACGCGAAAUUAUCAAAAUCCAGCGUUCUCGGAAUUGAUAGAUGAAUUCAUAGAGAGACAGUGGUCGAGCGAAUUGAGAGAGCAAUGCUAUGAUAUAUGUAAGAGGAUGCCUUACCUUUGGAAGAAGAUAUUGUAUUUGCGAAGGAACGAGGAUUUGCAUAACGUGUUAAGGGUACUGCUACAGAUGUUGGAUGAGAAUCUUCUGCAUUCGUUCUUGCCUCAGUUUACUAUGGAAAGUUGGGAUGGAGCUAUAAGGCUGUACGCGAAUUUGCAUGCAAAUAUGUGUUUGAACUGUGAUAGGAAGUUUGAUCAUGUUUCUGUUAGGGAUAUGCUCAGUUGGGAUGAUCUGGGAGCUUUAAUUGUGAAAUCUGUGGGCGGAAAAAACGCCGUGAAGAUACUAGAGAAACACGCGAGGCUGAUAGACGUAGGGGAGUUAACUAUGAAGUUCUACCAUACGGCGUUACUGGUUGCGAUGUACGAGAAAUGCGAUUUGACAAUAACGUGUCAAUUGACGGACGCGUUGUAUGGAGCGUACGAGUUCGAAGAUUCUAGGCGUGAGGUAUGACGUCUUUUUUAUUCACAUAAACAUUUGUAUUUUAUGUUGUAAGCUGAGUUUCU
Messenger RNA from Diatraea saccharalis (sugarcane borer), 2759 nucleotides. The record is from the annotation of a GenBank genome assembly. NCBI's taxonomy places the organism in Eukaryota, Metazoa, Arthropoda, Insecta, Lepidoptera, Crambidae.